AUGGAAGAGCUUAAAAAGAAAGGAGGCAAAGGUGGCAAGAAAGGAGGCAAGGGAGGCAAGGGAGACGGGGAAGAUGAAGAGAUGGACGCCGUGCGGGCCCUACUUGGAUUCUGCAAGCAGUUGGAUAAGGCAGUGGAGAAAGGCCUACCUGAAGAUACUCCAACAGAGUUGACAGAUAUUUUCACCGCAGUGGAUCCUAUCUGCGAUGAUGCUCUAGCCAUUGCUGAAACCAAUGCCGAAGAAGAGGAAAAAAAGGGAGGUCCAGAAGGGGCUCUUGUAAAUCUAUGCGAAGGCCUUGAGAGUGGUGACAUCACUAACACUGACACAGACUACGACGGUGUGUUUACCGACCUCGAGCCAGUGUGCACGGAACUUCUGGAAUAUGUAGAUUCGCAGACAGAAGAGGAGGGCGGAGAUGUCACAGUACAAGAUUUCAAAAAGAAAGGAGGUAAAAAAGGAGGCAAGGGAGGUAAGGGAGGCAAGAAAGACGGGGAAGAUGAUGAGAUGGACGCCGUGAAGGCUCUACUUGGAUUCUGCAAGAAGUUGGAUAUGGCAAUUGAGAAAGGCUUACCUGAAGAUAUUCCAACAGAACUGACUGACAUUUUCGACGACGUAAGUCCUAUCUGCGAUGAUGCUAUGGCCAUUGCUGAAACCGAUGCCGAAGAAAAGGGUGGAAAAGGAGACAAAGGCGAUAAAGGGGGUCUGGAAAAGCCUCUUGUGAAACUAUGCGAUGGCCUUGAGAGCGGUGACAUCACUAACACUGACACGGACUACGACGAUGUGUUUACCGACCUCGAGCCAGUUUGCACGAAGCUUCUGGAAUCUGUAGAUUCGCAAACGGAAGAGGAGGGCGGCGAUGUCACAGUACAAGAUUUUAAAAAGAAAGGAGGCAAAAAAGGAGGCAAGAAAGGAGGCAAGGGAGGCAAGAAAGACGGGGAAGAUGAAGAAAUGGACGCCGUGAAGGCCCUACUUGGUUUCUGCAAGAUGUUGGACAAGGCAGUGGAGAAAGGCCUACCUGAAGAUAUUCCAACAGAGCUGACAGACAUUUUCGCCGACGUCGAUCCUAUCUGUGAUGAUGCUCUAGCCAUUGCUGAAGGAGCCUGAAGAAUAUAAAUAGAAUUUUACAGAGAUUUGUCCGAUGCAAUAAACUUUUCACUUCAGAUUUACUGUACGCAUGUUUUGCAUAGCCACAGUUGUCUUGCAUUCGCUGGCGAAUCAUUUCACGAAUUAAAUCAAUUCAGGCUUAAGCGCCUUUCGAAAUCCUAACUUUGCAUAUUUUGUCAGUUAACUUGCAAAUGAACGCAUAGAAAAUACUGUUUAGAUAAUAUGUACAUUUUCUUUCUUCUUGUUUUUGUUUGUCAAUAAAUACACUGCAUCACAAUA
Mercenaria mercenaria is the source of this 1383-nucleotide messenger RNA. RefSeq lists its product as uncharacterized. Lineage: Eukaryota; Metazoa; Mollusca; Bivalvia; Venerida; Veneridae. The record is from RefSeq and is a predicted model, not a curated record. The transcript has 7 exons. Bases 1 to 1104 code for a protein of 367 amino acids.